AUGGGCGCCUGUUGCAGUCCGCUGACGACACUCGCAGCGUGCUGUCUCCCUCCGGUCGAUCGCGUUGACGCAGACACGCCUUCGCGCCGCCUCUCACGCUGCACUCCGGAUCAUCGACUGCACCAUUCCGCAUGCGCCCCUUCGUCCUUCGUUCCCGCACUCUCACACACGCAUGCGCCACGCCACUCGCAAGCGUACGACUUGCGCGACCGCGACACAGGCACAAAGAUCAACUGCAGCGUGCAGGUGCGCGUGUGGAUGAAGCGGCCGCCCGUGCGCGGGAUGCCCGCAGAGCCCGUCGAGCUCCCCAGGAAUUGGUACCUGGACGACCUGCCGCCGAUGCUGCAAGUGUCCGCACUGUGUCGAGCGAGGCACGGCUGCUCUGACGAGCCGCGGGCCAGCUUCUUCAAGUCGUCCCCGGACUCGCACAGCUUGGCGUCCGUGGACCGGGCCUCUCGCUCGCUCUUCCCCCGACCAGCCGGUCUCUUGCGCGCGAGGCUGUACGCACGCCCCAUCGCGCGCUGUGGACGCGGGCACAUCCCGUCGUUGCCUAGUCAAUACUGUGUGCAAGCGGCUGGUUUACGAUCUCUUGACGCUCACGCUCCCGCUGCCCGUCUGAGCGCGCGCGUACGGAUAUCCGACUCACAGCGGCCACCAAACUCUGAACUUGUGCGGCCACGGCUGCACCCUCCCGCAGCCUUCUCCAGUCAGGUCGGUCUGCAGCCUGCGGCCCAUACACACUCGCAUCCGCAUCACGCAUGCCCCUCACUACUCGCUCGCGGCAUCUCACUAGCAUCUGGUCAUCAACCGCUCUCGCCCGCAAGCUGCACCGCUGAUCCCUUACGCGCGAAGUCGCUCAUUACGCACACACCGCACCCGCACGCUACGGACGUUCGCACGCCCGCCGUCUUCCGCCGGUCGCGUAGCCAUCGUGCCUCCCGCAACACGCGAGCUCUGCGCGCGCGGCGCCCGCGUCUUCCAUACCCCAGCGCAACUCACCCGCCGACGGCAGAACGCGGCCGGGGGUGCUCCCGGGAGAAAGAUUCUCGAUUCUCGAUUUUCGGUGCCCAGCACGGUGUUCGCGCGUUGCCCGCACGCGCGAUGACCGCUGGCCCGGGCUCUUCGUGUCCGAACGUCCACGCACGGCCCCGGGAGGCGGGGGCGCACCAACAGUCCUCCUUUGCAUGCGUCCCCGGUCGCGAGCGAGACUACGGCACGGCGCAGUGUGCGCGGCAGAGGACGCGCAUUUUGCACGUCGCGCGGGCGCGGUGUGAGGCUUGCGCCGCCACGGCGUCUUCCACCAUCGGACCAGACCAGACGUGCAUCCCCGCAUGGAGACGCGCGGACGGACGCACCGCCUAG
Molecule: messenger RNA, 1362 nt
Organism: Postia placenta MAD-698-R-SB12
Lineage: Eukaryota; Fungi; Basidiomycota; Agaricomycetes; Polyporales; Adustoporiaceae
Exons: 7
Coding region: 1-1362 (453 amino acids)
Source: RefSeq, a predicted model, not a curated record